CGGCCUCCCAUCGCAGAGGAGCGACAGCCUCACCGCCGGUCGAAGCCCGCUGCUCUCAGCUCCGGAAACUUUGUCGCCGACGCGAUGCCGUCUGUCACCUCUCACGGCAAUGUCGUCUACGAAGUUGGCACCUGUGCGGUCAAACUUUAUUCUCGACGUACGUUCGCAGCCUGAAAUUCACACGCUGCCAGACCUUGCCGUUAUUACUUCCCUUUUAGAGCUUAUUCAACCUCACUAAACGCGUGUAUCGUGUUUUCAUGGUUACGAUAUCACACACCCUCCCUGUCAUCUCCGCUGCCAGUAGAAACACCCUGUGAACAUUGUGCCAGUUACAUCCUGUGAACUUCGCAGUCAUGGUAGGAUAAUAUGUGAUCUUGGACAGGCUGAGGUGCCAGAGCUUCACCAUUUCUUCGAAAAGAAGCCAUCUUCGUUGAUGCAGUUGUACUUGGCUUUCGAACAUAAUCACCACUCUUUUACGCCAUAACUGAGAUCUCUCGCGCUACGUCACUACAACAUGCACUAGUGCAUCGAAGGCAACGCUGAAUUGUCCCCUGCUGAGCUUGGCUUGCAUAUCUUUAUUUUUUCUAAUGUCGGCAAAGUGUACAUCGAGGCUGUGACUGUUUGAAGCUGUGACCACUUCCGCAAGUUUCUUCCCGACGAUCACCAAUUUAGGACGUGAAACUGCGUUUCGGCAAAGUUGUGAAGUGUCCUGUUCCCGUACCCGGAUACUCUUGUGCAGUCUUGUAUCAACUGGUCCUCGCGUGACGAGCCGCUCACCCACGUGGACCGUCACCGUAGCAGUUAAGCAUUACAGAAGUGCCUGCCUGCCUCCGUGUCCAGGAGACUGCACGCUAGUCACUGGAGCGGACUACGUUUUCUUGUGUGUGUGUAGGUGAAAGAGACCUUCCCUGUGCACGGCAGGUUAUGUCCGAGUCAAGGGCACUCUGGUGGCUUCUUUGCUGGACUAUCAGCUGCCUGUCGCUCCAAGGAGCUCUAUGCGUGGCCAUCUGGAAGCUCUCAGUGCCACGCUGGGUGCCAAACGGAACCGAGGAGCCUGUGUUAUUAGACUGCGAGUACGUGUACAACGAACACGACGUGCGACUCGUGGUCAAGUGGUUUUUCAACGACCUUCUAGAACCAGUGUACCAGUGGAUACCGGAGCUGAACUCGCGGCAGGCCAGCGGGAUCUUGGCGGGUCAUCUGGACGACUCUUCGUAUACCGGACCUUCGCAGUACAGGGCGCUCCGCAUCAUACGGCCCACCACGGAGAUGAGCGGUCUCUACACGUGUGUGGUUUCUUCACUGGCCGGCAUUGACUCGAGGCAGCAGUCAAUGAUGGUCUACGUGCCGGCAAGAAACUUCACGCUGACGUACGUGACUACAGCAGUGCCAGCCGCGUCGCCCCCUGCCGCCUCCUCCCUGGCAACGGCUUCGCGAGCACGCGUCGGUGCUCCCGCCGACAUCACUUCCCCAGCGGGGCCGACAUCGAGUGGCCGCUCGGGUGGGCCCAUGGUCGAGGUGCACUGCGACGCCCUGGGGUUACACCCGCGUCCCACGCUGCGUCUGUUCAGCAUCACCCCGGACAUGCGUCGCACCGAGGUGCAGCGGGGUCGGACGCGCAAGACGAAUGGAACGUACGACAUCGAGCUGUGGCGCUCGUUCAACGCCGAGCAGCUGCCGCAGUCCGUGACCUUCGAGUGCGUACUCGAGAUACCGGGCACCGACUACGAGGUCCGCAGGCGGACGGUGUAUAGUCCCGGGUAUCUCUACUUAACAGAUACUUCUCAUAAACUCAACAUGCAAAAGAGUUGGUUUGUCCUUGCACUAGUCGUCACGCUUUUAAAGAACUCAUACGCUGCCGGAACUUGAAAACUAGUCGUAGGUAUGUUGGUGAGGCCGUUAAAAGGGCACGAAGGACGCAAGUCGACCUUCAAAGUGUUUGUAUCUAUGAUGUACAUACGCACAAGAUAUUUGUAACGAACCCCUGUUCUUUAACAAAGAGCAAUGGCAUUCGACAAACAAAAAACAUGGCACAUAAUUCAAGUUUUAUGUUUCUGAGCCUUUAACUGGGAGCGCUGCAAUUACUGUCGCCUUCCUUCGUUGUUGUAGUCGAUGUACUGUGAUAUGGACAGGCACUUGUUCUUCCUCAUGAUUUCCACAAAACCAUGGGCGUUAAAGCAUUGUACGCUUGAAAUCAACCGGCUACUUAUUUUUCUGCCGCUGAUCUGCAGUACGGACAACUUGAUGUUAAUCCAAAGCAUGGACCAAGAAACCAAAGACUAGAGAUAUGGAGUGGUUGUUCUUAGUAGCACGUACAUGAGGGAACGCUUGAAUAGACAGCACACACGAGGAGCUACGUCAUCGCUUUGAGAUUCGGUGGUCACGGAAAAGGGUGGUCUGGCUUGCAUACGACGAUGAUUUUGGAAAAGAAAUAAAGGGUACUUUUUUACAAAACGAA
Molecule: messenger RNA, 2458 nt
Organism: Rhipicephalus microplus (southern cattle tick)
Lineage: Eukaryota; Metazoa; Arthropoda; Arachnida; Ixodida; Ixodidae
Source: RefSeq, a predicted model, not a curated record